Molecule: messenger RNA, 1635 nt
Organism: Geosmithia morbida
Lineage: Eukaryota; Fungi; Ascomycota; Sordariomycetes; Hypocreales; Bionectriaceae
Exons: 2
Coding region: 1-1635 (544 amino acids)
Source: RefSeq, a predicted model, not a curated record
AUGCGUCUCGAUGCCAUGGCAUCGGAUGAUGUGCUUGAGCGAUACUUCAACCUCGCCGGUUUUCUCCAACACUCCGAGCCUGACCUGCCAGCCGCUGACACCAGCCCCAAUGCCGAGGCGAACGAUGACUCCCAGAGCGCCGGCCCCCCCAACGUGCUCUAUACAGCCGAUAAGGGCCACUUUAUCCCCGUCGACUUGGGGGGCAAUGUCCCUGCCAUCCAUGUCCCCAGGUGCCCCAGCCUUCCUGCCACGGUGGGCCCUGUCGGCGAUCGGGACUCUCCUGCGGCGUCAAGCUCUCCACAGCCUGAUGUUGAGAUGUCGGAGGAACCGACGUCUGGACAGGCCCAGGUGAGUGCGAGAAGGGACCCCGAUAAGAUUGACCCUAAGAAGGUGUACACUGACGAGCUGGUAAGGCCCAAGACUUGGUGGCUGCCCACAAUUCCCAUCACCAUUUUCGAGUACGCGGAUAAGAAUGGCAACGAGCGUCUCAACAGAAGAUUCAGCGCCCGCCAACUCCGGUGGUUCAUCGAUGCAAACCCCGACCUGACACUUUGGGUCCAGAACUUUGCAGCCCAGGUCGUCAGACGAACGGGAGAAUCCGCCUGUCUCUGGGAAUGCUGCCCGGCUCCUAAAAAGCAGAUCAAGCAGGGCUGGUUCCAGGUGGCAUUUGACGAGUUCCCUGCCGAGACAAGCUCGGGCCGUCGGGAUCCAUUCCAAGUGGCAGGCCACAUGCACCUCUACUGCUACGAGCAGUGCUUCGAUCCGAUAUACGACGCGUCCCGCGGCACGCUCAAGCCCGACACCCGUGAGCUCCCUCUGGAAAAGAAGAACCGGAUGAGCCUGGCAAAGGAGACGGGCAAGAACAUGGUCAGGUAUGCCUACGAGCCUUGGUUUGAAUCCAGGAUAUCCGAACUUGAAAGCGAGCCUCGGGAGUUCCCCCGCCCGCAGGCCGAGACGCUGAACAGGGCUCUGGUCGACUACCAUCUGAGCCGCCAGCCCAAGGCGCGCCAGCUGGUCCGAAACCAGCGAAAUGCGAUCAGGGGCGGUAACCCCAGGACCAUCGACGUACACAGGGGGGACCUCAAGAUGUUCAGCAUGGCGAACAGAGGCUUGGGCUGCGACUCUGCCGAGGCCGACUGCCAGUACGGCGAAGAUGACCAGUUUCAGGUCGACCCCAGGGCGUUGGAAUGCUGGAGGCGAACGACGGGGACUAAUGCCAGCAACCUGGAUGGACAGUACGUGGAAGAAUACAUCUCCAGCCAAUUCACCGGCUCCUCGCCGCCCUAUCCUCUGACGCGGGAAGAUCUCUGGGAAGCGUCCCGGCCGGCCACCCCGAUUGGCUUCGGUCAGCCCGAUGAAUCGAACGCGUUUCCCGAUGCGAGCUAUAUGAGCCCUUCGGCGGCCUCCGAGGCGGGCCAAGCCCCGACGGCGACCGGGGUGACGGGAAACGAGUCUUUGUCGACUCUCCAGCAGUUUUUCCAGCCCUCCCAGGGCGGCUUCAUGGCAUCUCUAGCCAGCAUGGGACUGCUGGGCAGCUACGUGCUAGGCAAGCAUGGCCGGAAUGGCGGGGAUUGUGGGGAUGACGACGGUGAUGGGCAAGGCGGUAAUGACCGCAGCAAGAAACCACGCAGGUGA